Messenger RNA from Mus musculus (house mouse), 8635 nucleotides. It is a transcript of the gene Plekhm3, whose product is annotated as pleckstrin homology domain containing, family M, member 3. Bases 434 to 2719 code for a protein of 761 amino acids. The record is from RefSeq and is a predicted model, not a curated record. Gene Ontology annotation, cellular component: Golgi apparatus; cytoplasm; plasma membrane. Lineage: Eukaryota; Metazoa; Chordata; Mammalia; Rodentia; Muridae. The transcript has 8 exons.
UCUGUGUAAUCGGAUCCUGUUGCCGGGCUGCCGCGGGGAAGCUUUUGGGCGUGGGACCGCGAGAAGCCGCUUGUAAACAGAGCCGGGCCGGGAUGGUCGGCAGCUGGAGCGCAGUCGCUGGCGGUGAGGAGGGCGGGCUGCCCGGGUCGGGGUCCUGCCGGGGGUCGGCUGCAGGCCGCAGGGGAGAAGGGACCAGAGCCGCGGAAACUGAGGAUUGGCCAUACAUUGCUUUGGCAAACACCGCCCGCCCUGCUGUCUUCCCUGAGAUCUCUAAGAACAAGGCCCGUGCUCCUGUGCUUAGCCUUCUCUAGGCAGCCAGAUGAAGAUUGCUUCCUCUUGUUUUCACAGUUGUAUUGCUGAACCACCUCUCUCUGUUGGCUGAGUGUUCAUGACACCUCUUCCUGAAGCAGGUUAGAAGCUUGGACCCUGUGUCAUGGAAGCUUUGGAAGUAGAUGACAUCAGCCCCGCCUUAGAGGUUACUGAGGAUUUCUUUAGUACUUUUGACAGUAAGCUGGAAAAGGCUGUCCAACAAGCAGAGGUUUACGGGAUCCAAGAAGUCCCUGAACUGGUGGGGCAUGAGGUACUUGGUAACAUAGCAGAUAAUGGUGCUUUAAGAAGCGUUGCUUCCCUGGGCAAGGGGACAAUGAUUUGGGACCACUGUAAGAGCAGGCUUUUAGAAACCAAAGCUCAAAAUGUCUUCCCUGCCAAAGAACAGCUUAUGGUCCAGAGAGGGACAGCCCCAGAUAAUCUUUCCUGGAUGGCACAAAAGGAAGCGUCAACCUUCAAUUUUUUCAACAUCUGUCAGCGUCGGAGGGACAGACCUCGUUCUGUGAAUGACUUAUUGGAUGAGACCACAACUUUCAAGCCAGGCCAUGCUCGGUCAAGGUCCGAUGUUACCCACGUAGACUGGCGGGUAGUCCUUAGCACCAUGCCUUUGCAGCAGCAGCAGCAGCAGCAGCAGGCGUCCCUUCAAGGCAUUCACUUUCCCGGGCCAUCUUUUCUGUUGUCUUCACCCAGCAAGGUUGAAGAUGCUCAAGGAAAUACAGAACACAAGCAGACAUUCCCAAACAUCCUGAAGAAGGGUUAUCUGGAGAUCAGGAAGAACCAUGACAGUUACUGGCAGAGCUGUUAUGCAGAACUCUCACCCUACAACUUAAACUUCUACAGCCUUGAUAGCAGUGGCAAUCAAAACCUGUAUGCCACAUACCAGCUUUCCCACUUCCAGAGCAUCUCUGUUUUAGGCAAUCUUGAAGCUAGGAUGGUAGACACUGUUCUCUAUGACAAUUCUCAACUGCAGCUAAAGGCAGAGUCUCCAUGGGAGGCAUUGGACUGGGGGCAGAAGCUCUGGGAAGUCGUGCAUGCUGCUGUACCCAAUUACAUGGGACGGCAGGGUGAGAUGGCAAACUCUCCAGGACUCAUCCAUCAUGGUGACUGUGCACAGAACCACUGUUUACAGAAGAAAUCCAGUGGGCUGCUGGCCUCCCCUGUCUUGGAUAGCCCCAAACAGUACCAAAAUAUCCUCAAAUCAGGGACACUCUACAGACUGACUGUCCAAAACAACUGGAAGGCCUUUACAUUUGUGCUGAGCAAGGCCUAUCUUAUGGCUUUCCACCCCGGCAAGCUAGACGAAGAUCCCCUGUUGAGCUACAAUGUGGAUGUGUGUCUGGCUGUGCAGAUAGACAACCUGGAUGGUUGUGACUCUUGCUUUCAAGUCAUUUUUCCCCAGGAUGUCCUCCGCCUCCGGGCUGAGACCCGACAGAGGGCUCAGGAAUGGAUGGAGGCUCUGAAGACAGCAGCCAACGCUGCAAGGAGUUCUGAGCAAAACCUGCAAGUCACACUGCGGAACAAGCCCAAGGAUCAGCUAGAUGGCCGCGAGCUGCGGAAGAACAAACGCCAGUCUGUGACCACCAGCUUCCUGAGCAUCCUGACCACGCUGUCUUUGGAGCGAGGACUCACUGCUCAGAGUUUCAAAUGUGCAGGGUGCCAGCGAUCUAUUGGUCUCUCUAACGGAAAGGCCAAGGUGUGCAAUUAUAGCGGGUGGUACUACUGCAGCAGCUGCCAUGUGGACGACAGCUUUCUCAUCCCAGCACGCAUAGUUCACAACUGGGACACCUCAAAAUACAAGGUAUCCAAGCAGGCCAAGGAGUUUCUGGAGUAUGUGUACGAAGAACCUCUGAUCGACAUCCAGCAGGAGAACCCCAUGCUGUACCUCCAUGCUGAGCCACUGGCCACCGUUGUACGGCUUCGACAGCGGUUGAAGUCACUCCGGGCCUAUUUGUUCAGCUGCCGGGCAGCAGUGGCGGAGGAUCUGCGCCGCAGAAUUUUCCCCAGAGAAUAUCUCCUUCAACAGAUCCACCUGUACUCUCUCGCUGACCUGCAGCAGGUGAUAGAGGGAAAGCUGGCUCCAUUCUUGGGAAAGGUCAUUAAAUUCGCCACCGCGCAUGUCUACAGCUGCAGUCUCUGUAGCCAGAAAGGGUUCAUCUGUGAGAUCUGUAACAACGGCGAGAUCCUCUACCCCUUCGAGGACAUUUCAACAAGCAGAUGUGAAAGCUGUGGAGCUGUCUUCCAUUCUGAGUGCAAAGAAAAGUCUGUCCCCUGCCCACGGUGUGUCCGACGGGAACUGCAGAAGAAGCAGAAGUCCUUCUGGCGGCAGCUGAACGUGGACGAGAGCCUGGAGGAGGCAUGCGCCAUGUUCGAGCUGUCCUACCAAAGCACCUGACUGUAGGCCAGGAUGCACUCUCCACCGCCCAAGGGGCUGCCCGUGCCCAUGCAGAUGAGGCUGUUCCUUCUUCAGCUAGAUGUAGAUAGAUAAGUUAUUUAUUUAUAUUAUAUACACCUAUACGUCCUGUACGUAUGAUGCUUUGUAUAACUCAUUGUCCAAGAAGUUCACAAAGAUCUUGUGGAUGAACUCCUACAGAUAGCUGAGUUACCCUUGGCCAUGACAUUUGCUGCUUGCUCCCAGCAAAUGUGAUUGACACACAUUGCUCUGUAGUUCAGACCCCUUCAUACACACUGGCUCUCAGGGCCAGUUGACUGCACAAGUAUUGGAGGAAACACCUCUCACAGCAAAGCUUUGCAUUGCUACUGACAUUUAGCCUUUGCUGGGGAAACUGAGGUAGAGCCAUUGUCAUCUGCUUCACAAGGACAUCCCUAAAACACAAGAAUGUUUCUGGAUACUUCCAGGCCCAGAGUCUUUGGCAGAGAUGGGAAGAGUGAAGCAGAGCCACAUAGCAGAAAGCGAGAGGCCCCUUCCUUCAACAGAGAGCAUCAGGAACUGAGCUGCGUUGGGUGUGAACUCAGUCCCUGAGAGAGAGUACAGAAAGCGAGGACCUCAGUGGCCAGUCACUUCAUGUCGUUGUCUGUUGGCUGGUACGAAGCCCAGCACCUUCCUGAUGAUCAGAGUCUACAAUGCCUGCCAGAGAGUGCACAUGGGUGCCCUAAGAACAGUUCCAAGCGUGGAAUGGAGGACACUGGUCAUGUUUUUCACGGUGCUGCCCAGGAGGAAGUGUCCCAGGAUUGCACUCAAGCGCAUCAGUGCAUAGUCUGCUAGGUAGAGUUUACUGCACGCAUCUUGGAGGACCGGAUGUUUCCUUCCCCAGAGCCCUCCAUCGGCAGGACCCACCUGUCGUUUGAAUGUUUUAUUUCUCCUUGUCCUUCACAGCACUUUUGACCUUUAUUCAGUCCGCGUAACUACUCUUGCUUUUGUAUCCUGGAUGUUUUGUUUGUUUGGGAUGGGGACAUAUUUUAAGACAGGGUCCUGCUAUAUAUCCCUGGCUGGCCUCUAACCUGUGACCCUGCUGCCUCAUCCUCCAAAUGCUGGGACUAUAGGUAUGCACCAUCAUACCUGGCUUUACUUGUUUUUAAUUAUUUUUAAAAAAUAUUUAAAAGUAAAAAUUAUGUAAUUAUUAAAAGUUAUUAAGAAGUAACAUUUUGAAAAAUACAAACCUAAACUAUUAAGAAAAUACCAAACAUAAAUAGAAUUAAUGAAUUAAUAUUAUCGAAAUAAGUAGAUAUAUACAUAUAUAAUUGCCACCUUACAGUAACACAAAGAGUAACUAGCGUGGUAGGAAUGGGAAGUGGAUCACUUCGCUCUUUGGAGGGUAGUGUACUCCCACUGUGAUCCCCUUCCUUGUAAGAGCCUGCAUAGUUGUCACUGUGACCAAGAUGGCUGCUAGGAAGGCACUGAGACCCUGGCGGCCAGCAUUCCUUCUUCCUUAACUCUUUCCAAGGCAGGAGAAUGGACUCACCAGGAAGUACUUGUUUGUGUCUUUCACCUGGAGCUGGUGUUGCCCACUGCCGCCCAUGCUUCUGUCCUUUGGGAUUUUCACUGCUGUUCAGAUCAGGGGAAACACUGGCUCACAGAGAACGCAGGGGUUCAACUCCAAGUUGCUCCCACAGGCACCAGCUCUCGAUGCUUCAGUCUAGUGGGAGACAUUCAGCUGACUUGUGCAGUUAGAGGCAAGCAUUUCACCUCUUGGCCCACACCAUUUCCUUUGGCCCCAGACCAUGCAGUUGAACGCCACACGUGUGUUCAUUUCCUAGCUACCCGGAAGCUAUAGCCAAGGCAUGAAACUUGGUAAAAGGCCAGGGCCCUAUUUACCAGACACCUCACGGUGCCUUUUAUAAACUCUUGGGAAGGCAGGUUGACCUCACUGGAAUGAGUGGUAGGGAAUGUUGCGCAUAAAGGACAAAGGUGGGAAGUCUCAAACACUUGGCAAAACAGACAAACAGAUUUGAGUCUCUCUCUUCCUCCUCUUGUUCAUGAAAUACAGUAUUUAUAUUUUCCAGCCUCAGAGAACAGAACAUGAUCUUUCACUGGAGAAUUCUAGACCUGCUUAUUAUGAAACAGAUGUGCUCCCGUGGCACAGUGCCUUCUCCCUCCACCCCCAGUCCCUGUCACCGUAGCUUACUCUUGACCUUUGCUGAAACUAAUGUAUCUGUGAUUCUGACUGUCAGAGACGCCAUUCCCAGCACACUGAGCACAGAGACUUGAAGAACAGAGCCCCCGACCCCAGGUUGGCCCCAUGUCCUGCCCCAACUCACAGGUGCCCAAGAUUAGACCUAAUAAAAGCCGAGGGUGAAAUCUGGAUCCCUGUUUAGCACACCUGAGUUGUCUGUCCCCACUGCCCCUUAGAGGGCCUUGCUGUGUGUGAGCGGACCUUGGACACUCCUAAGACCUUUCCCUGGACAUUGCUUCGUGUUUAUUUUUUAAAGGGAAAGAUAAGCAUGCUGUCACUCAUGAUCUGGAAUUGGAGCCAUGUCCUGCUACUUCUGUUUUCACUAUGGUCCAUGCCCGCUCAGGACUCACAACAGCGUUCUCUGCCACCACCACCGGAAUCUGAUAGGACACCGUGGAGCCAGAUCAGGAGUUGGAUCUGCCAUGAAAAUUCAAAAUUGCUAUUUUCAGCCCAGAAUGUCUCAGAGUGCAUGAAGGCCCUUACUGUUUUCAGGUCUAACAAAUGACUUGGUGCAGUGUUAGGUAGUUGUUCCACUGCUUAGAAACCAUCGAAACAAAAGCAAGCCUGUGCAUUUCCACCUCCUUUUUUUUCAUCUCAGUAAAUACCAUACACGUAAAGCAUAAUGGAAAACGGUCCAUUAAUCUCCUGGAGCUGCUUGCAAAGCCCAGGGAACGGCUUUUCACUAAACAGCCAUUCCCUGGUGUAGCACAAGAAUUCCCUCCUGCUAGUGCCAGAAACUCAUGUGUGACACCAUCCAGCCCGGGGGAAGUGUUGGCACCCAACCCCACCGUUAAGAAACCAGUUCCUAAAAUAGACCUGCAUUUGCACCGCAGUAGGAAGGCUGCAGGGUGCUCCAAAGGCAGUCAGCUCUGAUGGGAGAGGAGUUCUUUCCAGGGCUGCCUGUUCCCAAAGUUGGACACAGCCUUAUAUGAAAACCAUGCAAACUCUGUCUUCCCCCUGACUUCAUGUGCUGAAUAACAGCCAUCUUUUGGGAGUUUUUACAUUUGAUGAGCUGAAAGGUUAACUGCUUCUUGAUUCUUCUAUAAUAGGCCUCUACCAAAAAAAAAAAAAGGAGUGUGUGAUUACAGUGCCUCGGGAUUCGAAGGUUCCAAUACAGUCUGAAAUAGCCCCGUGCUGUGAUUCCCCUCAGCUGCCCCAAAACAAAGGUGUCUGUGUCACUCUGUCACUGUGGCUGAGUUGCAGCACACCCUCGGUGAGGUCUGGCCUGUCUCUGCUUGUCAUGUGUGCACACUGCACAUGAGCACUGACAGAUUGCUUUCUGCAACUCCUCCAGGAAGCUUGGCUUGCAGCCCUGCAAGUUCAUUCUCCAUCCGUGGCCCAGAGAUCUCCAGACACAAACUACCUAUGAUAGCAGGAGCACAGUGAUACAGGACCACAGUAAUGCCACACACCCUGAGCACCAAGAGCAAAGCCCGCUGCCAGCAAGGAAGUAGAGAAAAGUUCUGCUGCUAGUUCAGGGGAGCUCUGCCCUCUCACCCUGCAGAUCAGCUCUGGGUCUUCUCCCAAGCUUUGCUGAAAUAGUCAGAUUAGAAAUUAGGCUUUGACCCUUAGUUGGAAUACUGCCUGUUCCCAACACAGACUAUUUUAUUUUGUUUGAUUUGGUUUUUCUUAUGGUAAAUAGGGAAGUGUGCAAUAUUGUUUUGGGAGUUUUCUACAUGACUUUUCAUCUUCUGAAAUAAUGUGGAGAUGUCAGGAAUUUGAGACAAAGGGGAAAGAAGCUAGCCCUUUCUUCCUUGGCCACUUCUCCCUGGAGCCUCUGGCCCUUGUCAUCCAUUCCUUGGUACUGACUCAGUAGUGGUGGUGGGCAUUAGGAACGUGGCUCACUGCUCUGCCUGUCCCACUCGCCUGACCCCAGCAUACUACAAGCUACGUGAGUAAACCCCUCAGCUAAUCUAACCAAUGCUGAUCUCUGUCACAGGGACAGUUUCUUAACAGUUAAGUUUUAGCACCCAGUAGUCUCUCUGUAGGCACUUCUGUCCUUUAGAUUCAAAACUCUCUGACUUGAGGUUGUUUGUUUGUUUGUUUGUUUGUUUUCUGGUAUGUUUUAGUGGGUGCGGGGCUAAAACAAAAAAAUCUACAUCACUGUAAAACUCUGGGUGAAAGGGAAAAUGUAGCUGAGCCUCUCCAGCAUUUGCCAGUGUGUUUUAUGUAAGAUGGGUUCCUGGUGACCAUGGCAUGUAGCACUGUCUCCAUAGAGUAGGCUCUGAUGUGAUGGGAGGCACUAGUGAGAGGGACCCAGGCUGCUCUGCUAGGGCUCUGCUCUGAGGGAAAAGAGACGCUGGCUGCUGUCGUUUUAGAAAGCUCCCUAGUGAAGCCACUUGUUUCCCAGGCCAGAUGAACAAGACACCUAGGACAGCUCUUCCACAGUUGGGCCCAUCUGGCCAGCCUUGGAAGCUGUAACCCAGCCCUGUCCCCUCCCAUGAUUGCCUUGCCUGCUUGCUUCCUCAGCCCUGGGCCAGGUUUGAGGCUCAUGUUAAUAAACCACCUAGAGACCAACUGGCCAGCGGCCCUUCCUUCCCACCGGUUCAUCUCCCUGUAGGAGUGCCUUAUAGUCUAGUCUAGUCUCUGACCCACUUGAAGCCUGCAGGACCCUUCAACCAACUAUGGAUCCCUUCGCGCUUCCCUGCUGGCUCUUGUUCAGUACACAGCCCACCUGGAGCCUGUGUAUUCCGAGAUGCACGUCCACCUUUGCUUAACCUGGUGCCUUAACUUCACAAGUAAAGGGAUUCACAUUGCAAACGCAUUAUCUGAGUGAAACAUCAGUUUCUUCGGUGCCAUUGGCACUUUUACCAGGAAAUACAAUAGGCAUAAUCAUACAAUGUUUUGACUUUAUUUUAUGAUGUUUCUCAGCCACUCUUUGUUUGCUUGCUUUCAUUAACCAAACUCAGGGGAAUGUCAUGUCACCACAGUCAAUGGGGAAAGAAAGAAAACUAGCUAUGCAGAAGUGAAUGACAAAGUCUGUGAACUUAGUCUUUACUAGGUUCAGAAGUGACAUCAACAGGAGGAUUUUUUUCCUUUAUUGUAUAAAGAUUCUCUUUACUUGCCACCUGUGUUCCACGUAGAAGGUGGGAAGCCUCGGGGAUGUGUGUGGAUGACAGUGUCCCUAUUUUCGCCGGGGCAGUCCACCAAGCCACCGGAUCAGGCCCUCAUUGCAGUGAGCUCUGCCUCUGGUUACCUGUCCGGCUCUUACUGUAAACAGUCCUUACCUGUCUCCAAGGAAUGAUAAAGGGAGGAGGACGCCAAGACUGCAGGUGAAGAGCAAGAGUGUGUGACGUGGAUGGUCCUGUAUAGCUCGUUCUCGGGCUCCUAGCUCAGAUCCGAGUCAUUCCCCUUCCUUCUGCUCAUGCGGUACAGAAGCAAUCAGGAUGUGCCUUUGAGCUGUUCCUUCUCUCUGUUAGUUAUUCGCAAUAGCUAAUGUGCUAGUUUACGUGGUCCCUGUUGUCUGGAUCUGAUUGCCUUUUUUGGUUAAUUUAUCCAUAUUUUUGUUUACAUUAUUUUUAAAGCUAGUAACUGUAAUAGUAUAAAAUUGAAGUUGUGCUGUUGACAGGACAUCUCUCUCUCUCUUUUUUUUUUACAUUUAUCUGUCACAAUAAUUUAAGUGCACCUGUUCCUAAUGUAUAAAGUUCUCUCCCUCUCAAUAAAUGACAAUGGAAGUA